Molecule: messenger RNA, 1660 nt
Organism: Camarhynchus parvulus
Lineage: Eukaryota; Metazoa; Chordata; Aves; Passeriformes; Thraupidae
Gene: WT1
Product: WT1 transcription factor
Exons: 9
Coding region: 338-1591 (417 amino acids)
Biological process (GO): regulation of transcription by RNA polymerase II
Cellular component (GO): nucleus
Molecular function (GO): DNA-binding transcription factor activity, RNA polymerase II-specific; RNA polymerase II cis-regulatory region sequence-specific DNA binding
Source: RefSeq, a predicted model, not a curated record
GGCGUGCGCGGCGGCUGUGCCCCCCUAGCUCGGACAGGCGGACAUUCGUACAGACAGACACACAGACAGACACACGCACACCGCGCUGCGAGCGGGUGCAAGCCCGGAGGCGAUCCUGGAGAACAACCUUUCCCUGUCGCUGCUGCCGGCUCCCGCAGGGCUGGACCCGGGGAGCUGCGUCGCGGAGCAAACUUCCCCCAAAGGGCUGAGCUCGCCGGCCUGGUGCCUGCAGCCGGAGCCGGCCUCCGGCUUGGCGGGCAGGGGCCAGGUGUCCUGGAACAAGUGCGGCCCGGGGGGAGACUGGCUGCCCGGCGGCAGGCAGAAGGUCUGCGAGCAGAUGGGCUCCGACGUCCGAGACCUCAACGCGCUGCUGCCCUCCGUGCCCUCCCUGCCGGGCAACAGCAACUGCACCAUGCCCGUGAGCAGCGCGGCGCAGUGGGCGCCCGUGCUGGACUUUCCCCCGGGGGCCUCCUACGGCUCGCUGGGGCCGCACUCCUUCAUCAAGCAGGAGCCGAGCUGGAACGGAUCGGACCCGCACGAGGAGCAGUACCUGAGCGCCUUCACCGUGCACUUCUCCGGCCAGUUCACGGGCACGGCCGGCGCUUGCCGCUACGGGCCCUUCGGCGCCCCGCCGCCCAGCCAGCCGCCCUCGGGCCAGGCUCGGAUGUUCCCCAACGGGCCCUACCUGCCCAACUGCUUGGAGAGCCAGCAAGCCAUCCGCAACCAGGGUUACAGCACCGUGGCCUUUGACGGGACCCCCAGCUACGGGCACACGCCGUCCCACCCCGCCGCUCAGUUCACCAACCACUCCUUCAAACACGAGGACCCCAUCAGCCAGCAGCCCUCCCUAGGGGACCAGCAGUACUCGGUGCCUCCGCCGGUGUACGGCUGUCACACGCCGACCGACAGCUGCACGGGCAGCCAGGCGCUGCUCCUCCGGACGCCCUACAACAGUGACAAUUUAUACCAGAUGACCUCACAGCUUGAAUGCAUGACAUGGAAUCAAAUGAACUUGGGAUCCACACUGAAAGGACACACAGCGGGAUAUGAAAAUGAGAACCACAGUGCUCCCAUGCUGUACAGCUGUGGGGCCCAGUACAGAAUACACACCCACGGGGUCUUCAGGGGCAUACAAGACGUCCGGCGUGUGCCCGGCGUGGCUCCCACCAUCGUGCGCUCGGCCAGCGAGACCAACGAGAAGCGUCCCUUCAUGUGCGCCUACCCUGGCUGCAACAAGAGAUACUUCAAGCUGUCCCACUUGCAGAUGCACAGCAGAAAGCACACUGGUGAGAAACCUUACCAGUGUGAUUUUAAAGACUGUGAACGAAGAUUUUCUCGUUCAGACCAACUCAAAAGGCACCAAAGACGACACACAGGUGUGAAGCCCUUUCAGUGUAAAACCUGUCAGAGAAAGUUCUCCAGAUCUGAUCACCUGAAGACUCAUACCAGGACUCAUACAGGUAAAACAAGUGAAAAGCCUUUCAGUUGCCGGUGGCCCAGCUGUCAAAAAAAAUUUGCCAGGUCUGAUGAAUUAGUUCGUCACCACAACAUGCACCAGAGGAACAUGACUAAACUGCAGCUGGCCCUUUAGACAGUUCAAACAAGUGAAAAAACCAGAUGGGACAUUAUAAGCUACUGCAAACUUUCUCAGCCAUCCUCG